This is a messenger RNA of Manis pentadactyla (Chinese pangolin), 1387 nucleotides long. Its product is annotated as palmitoyltransferase ZDHHC2-like. The record is from RefSeq and is a predicted model, not a curated record. Gene Ontology annotation, molecular function: protein-cysteine S-palmitoyltransferase activity. Gene Ontology annotation, biological process: protein targeting to membrane; peptidyl-L-cysteine S-palmitoylation. Gene Ontology annotation, cellular component: endoplasmic reticulum; Golgi apparatus. Lineage: Eukaryota; Metazoa; Chordata; Mammalia; Pholidota; Manidae.
CAAAGCCGGGCAGGUGGCUGCGGCUGGAAUAUGGCGCCCGCGGGCCCGGGCGGCGCGCGGCGGCGGUGCCGGCGGGCGCUCUACUGGGUCCCGGUGGUGUUCAUCUGCCUGCUGCUCGGCUGGUCCUACUACGCCUACGCCAUCCAGCUGUGCGUCGUGUCCAUGGAAAACAUUGGAGAACAAGUUGUGUCGAUUGCUUAUCAUCUCCUUUUUGCAAUGUUUGUCUGGUCGUAUUGGAAAACUAUCUUUACAUUACCAAUGAAUCCCUCAAAAGAAUUCCAUCUCUCUUAUGCAGAGAAAGAAUUGUUGGAGAGAGGGCCAAGAGGAGAAGCACAUCAGGAAGUUCCUAGGCGAGCAGCCAAAGACCUUCCCAUCUACACCAGGACCGUGUCUGGAGCAAUCCACUAUUGUGACAGAUGCCAACUUAUAAAACCAGACCGCUGCCAUCACUGUUCUGUCUGUGAAAAAUGUAUUUUGAAGAUGGAUCAUCAUUGCCCAUGGGUGAACAAUUGUGUUGGAUUUUCAAAUUAUAAAUUUUUCCUUCUUUUUUUGGCUUAUUCUUUGCUGUACUGCCUUUUCAUUGCUGCUACGGAUUUGCAGUAUUUUAUCAAGUUUUGGACAAAUGGCCUACCUGAUACUCAAGCCAAGUUGCGUAUUAUGUUUUUAUUCUUUGCUGCAGCUAUGUUUUCUGUCAGCUUGUCUUCUCUGUUUGGCUAUCAUUGUUGGCUAGUGAGCAAAAAUAAAUCUACAUUAGAGGCAUUUAGAAGUCCAGUAUUUCGACACGGAACAGAUAAGAAUGGAUUCAGUUUGGGUUUCAGUAAAAACAUGCGACAAGUUUUUGGUGAUGAGAAGAAGUACUGGUUACUACCCAUUUUUUCAAGUCUAGGUGAUGGCUGCUCCUUUCCAACUUGCCUUGUUAACCAGGGUCCUGAACAACCAUCUACUCCUGCAGGAUUGAAUUCAACGUCUAAAAAUCCUGAAAACCAUCAGUUUCCUGCAAAGCCAUUGAGAGAAUCCCAGAGCCACCUUCUUACUGAUUCUCAGUCUUGGACAGAGAGCAGCACAAACUUGGGAAAAGGCAAAGCUGGUAUGAGCAAUCCUGCAUUAACCAUGGAGAAUGAGACUUAGCUCUUCAAACAAAAUUAAUUCAUAUUUUAUGAAAGAUUCAGUGCUGUAGAUGGAUGGAAGAGGCUUCCCACAAGAAGGCACCAUCGGCCAGGUGUUCCCAUUUCCCUUUGGCUGGAUAUGCAGAAUAUGAAUUGGUUAGUUCUCUCAGACCAGUUGCUUAAAACACAACACAUUUUAUAUUCACUAUGCAGAUUGUCUCAACUUAACAAAUUCCUGCUAAGUAUUAAAAGUACUUAUGGUUAAUGAAUCAAGGACAAAA